This is a messenger RNA of Ruditapes philippinarum (Manila clam), 1280 nucleotides long. RefSeq lists its product as uncharacterized. Lineage: Eukaryota; Metazoa; Mollusca; Bivalvia; Venerida; Veneridae. The coding region runs from base 96 to 923 and encodes 275 amino acids. The record is from RefSeq and is a predicted model, not a curated record. The transcript has 2 exons.
CAUUAGUCGUCAUACUACCUUUAAAGGUUUGUCCUUAAAAUAGAUGACUUUGUAGAAACAGUACAUUCACUGUAUCAAACUCAUUUGAUCUGGACAUGAUCGUAAACGAAAACAUGUUUAUGUUUGUUAUUUUGAUAUUGUCUUCAAUUUACAUCACGUCUUCGGAAUAUGCACCGAGUUGUAGAAACUUUGAUUGUGAAUACAAACUGUUAUCAAAAUUAAUACAGCUUGAAGAAAAGACAGCUCAACAGGAUAGCAAGAUAUCUCUUUUAACUGCAAAACUUGAAGAUGCUGAAAAAACAAUAGCAAACCUGAACGACACGAUUGUAACAAACCAGAAAUCUGCUGAUGGUACCACAUACAUUCGUUGGGGCCGCACCACGUGUCCUGGCAAAGCCGUUCUAGUUUACGACGGCUACGUUGCCGGAUCGGAUCAUUUGCAUAGCGGAACUGCCGCAAACCCAUUAUGUCUGCCAAAAGAUCCAGACUACGAUAAGUAUCUCGACGGUUUUCAAGAAUCAGGUAGGAUAUGUGGAGCAGAAUAUCAAACAAACAGUUAUCCGAAAUGGAAAUAUCUUCAUGACCAUGAAAUUCCUUGUGCAGUUUGCCAAAUACCACGUAACAACGUUCUUAUGGUGCCAGGGAAAGAUCGUUGUCAUGACAACUACAUGUUAGAAUAUAAAGGCUAUCUUAUGUCUGAACAUUUCAAACACGCUUCUUCCUCUGAAUUUGUGUGUGUUGAUGGAAAUCCCGAAACAAUUAAGGGGACUCAUCAGAACCUGAAUGGCAAAUUAUUUCAUUUCGUUGAAGGCACUUGUGGCUCUCUACCUUGUAAUCCAUAUAAGAACGGAUGGGAGCUAACAUGUGCUGUAUGCUCGUAUUCAUACAAUGCAAAGUCGACAAGUAUUCAGCCAUACACGUAGUUUUCAUACGCUCUUGUAAAUUCUCGAAAACUGAAAUCUGUAACAAAGAUCAAUUCUUAAUGUUUACUUAUUAACAUUUACUUUAACUUUUUUUAUACUGAACAUUUUUAACACAUAAUGUUGUUGUUUCACAAACUCAUUUAAAUAAACAUCAUUUUUACACUGUUGUUUGCUCGUAAUAAAGACACAUUGAAGUUUGAAACAGAAAAUCUUAUUACUGUUAUAACUACACAUUGCCUGAAUGAUUUUAAUUAACAACAUGAUUUCACGAUAAUGUAUAAAUAAAAACUUAAUAAUAUUGUUUCAUGUUUUGUUUCGUUCUAUUUUAUUUUUAAUGAAGCCACAUAUAUAAAGAUU